UCUGGUACUCGAGAUGGGGCUUCCUCCCCAAGGCGUUUAAUUUGGAAAAGAAAAAUAUUAGUUCGGUUUGAUUUUGAAAAUACAUUGUAACUAACUGCCUCUUCGUGACGGUGAAAAGAUUGCAAAAGUGAAAAGAAAAAAGUUAAAAUGUAUUUUUAAAAGUAAACUGUGUUAACACAUAAAUAACUUUAAACAGAAAGAUAUAAACUUAAAAUGAAUAGAACAAUAUUAAUAGUUCUAUGUGCUGUAUUGGCAAUAAGUGUUCUUAUUACAUUUGCUGAUGGUGCUAGUGAUGGAACAAAACCUAAAAAACAUAGAAAUAAGUUACGUAGUUUAAAAAAAUCAAAAACUUCGAACAAAGAUUUUCUAAAUAAACCACAAGCGGAGGAGGCUAAACCACAAGCAGAUCUUCCAAAAAUUGACGAAUUCGACGGACUUUUUGGUGUAGAUGACGAAUAUAAUUAUGACGAAGAUGAUUUGAACGGAUCUGAUGAAGGAGCGGGAGCAACAGUCAGUCCGGGGACGACACAAAAGCCAAUCGCUGAAAACGUUAUAGGAGCCUUUUCAUGCUAUCAUGAAGGAAACUGGUAUCGAGAGAACGAUCAGUUCCGAACCGGCUUGAAUGGAUGUGCAGUGUGUAGAUGUCUUCAAGGAUCUGUUAUUUGCGAUGAACAAGCUUGCAGACAGGCCCCAGAUGUUGAAGUUAACGUAAAUGGGGAAGGAGGCUCAACAACACCGAUUUCAUUUCUACCAAUACCACCAAAUUCAACUACAACAACGACUACAACAACAACUCAGAGACCACCAACUACUACUUAUCGAACCGGCUAUGGAGGAUAUGAAGUAUCUUCUGGAACGGGUGUAAGAGGGGAUCCUGGUUAUCCUGGUGCUAGAGGAAAUACAGGUGAAGCUGGAAUGCAGGGAGUGCCAGGCACACCAGGGAUUCCAGGAAAUCCUGGACCUCCGGGACCUGCACCUGAUCUAACAUAUUAUACUCAGCAGUUGGCUGAUGCAUUGUCAAGCAGUGAUAAGGGACCAAGUGGUGCAGCGUUUCUUCCAGAUCAAUUUCAGUAUCUUCAAUCUUCAGUUGGGUCCGUGGGUCCUAGAGGACCACCAGGAUUGGUGGGUCCUUUGGGUCCACAGGGAUUUCAAGGUGUCAGAGGGGAUCCGGGAGAGCCGGGAAUUCAAGGAGUGGCUGGUCAAAUUGGCCCAAGAGGACUUCCUGGAACACCAGGCAAGGAUGGAUCUCCAGGUGAAGACGGAGAACCUGGUGCAUUGGGGCCAGCUGGUACACCAGGACCACGUGGUCUUCCAGGUAUGCCUGGAAUUCCAGGUAUAAAGGGUCAUCGAGGCUUUCCGGGAUUAGAUGGUUCAAAGGGUGAGCAAGGUGCUUUAGGAGAGAAAGGAAGUACUGGACAAAUGGGAGCUGUAGGUCCUGUGGGGCCAAUUGGUCCUGCUGGUCCACGUGGAGAACGAGGUCGUGAAGGUCCACCUGGCCCACCAGGAGCAAGAGGUCUAGAUGGCAUACCUGGAGCAGCUGGUCUCCCAGGAGCAAUGGGGAAACCUGGACCACCAGGAUUCCCAGGAAGCCCUGGUGCCAAAGGAGAUAUGGGCCAUGAAGGUCCAAAAGGAUCUCAAGGUCUUCAAGGUCCUCGUGGAGAAGCUGGACGUCCUGGAAACGCUGGAGAGCCUGGUGUGCAAGGACCGUCAGGAAAAGAUGGACUUAACGGAGAAAAAGGUGCUUCUGGAUCACCCGGAGUUGCUGGUCCUCAAGGUUUUCCGGGAACAAGAGGACCACAAGGUUUAUCUGGAAAUCCUGGUGAGCCAGGCAUGAAAGGUGCACCGGGAAUUCCUGGUGAACGUGGCUAUAAAGGAGACACCGGAAAUAAGGGAGAUCUUGGUCAAGCAGGACCACGUGGUCUACCUGGAACUGAUGGACCAGAGGGUAAACGAGGAAAGCGGGGAAUGCGUGGACCUGCUGGUCCACCAGGGCCAACUGGAGAAAGAGGACCUGUGGGAACACCUGGAUUACCUGGGCCAGACGGACCUAUUGGACCCAAAGGACAAUCUGGAGAACGAGGCAUACAAGGACCGAUAGGUAUUAAGGGAAGCUCUGGUGAUGUUGGUCAGCCUGGACUGCCAGGUGUACAAGGUCUACGAGGAUUACCUGGAAGGGUGGGACCAGAAGGCAGACCUGGACCAACCGGAGAACGAGGUAUCCCUGGGGCAGAUGGAAAACCUGGAGAACAAGGAUCUCAAGGUCUUCAAGGGCUACCCGGUCCAAUGGGUAUUCCUGGAGAUAAAGGUUUUCCUGGAGAGCGUGGUAAGGACGGUGAGCCAGGUCCAGUGGGUCUUACGGGACCAAAGGGAGAUAUUGGUAAAGAUGGUAUUCCUGGGGCUCAAGGUCCACCUGGACCUCAAGGACAAGACGGUUUGCGUGGCGAGGCUGGUGCACCUGGGCCAAGAGGUUUCCAGGGACUUCCUGGAGUACCCGGAAGCCCAGGCACAGCUGGAAAAGAUGGUCAGACAGGUCAACCCGGUCAACAAGGAGCAGUUGGGCCAGCUGGAUUGAGAGGUGAAAGAGGAUAUCCAGGAGAAAGGGGACCCGUUGGCCAGCCAGGAACUCCAGGAGAACGUGGUGAGCAGGGAGCAAUGGGUAACGAUGGCCAACCUGGUCUCCCUGGGCCUGUUGGCAUGAAAGGACAUCAAGGUGCUCCGGGAAUGAUAGGUCUACCAGGUCUUCGUGGUCAAUCAGGACCAAGUGGUGAAAAGGGAGAACGAGGAAGUGUAGGUCCUGCUGGACCAGAGGGUCCAGCUGGGCGUGUUGGUGACAGGGGACCACAAGGAAUUGUCGGACCACCAGGUGCACCUGGUGAAGCAGGUGAAAGAGGUCAGCCAGGACAAGCAGGAUCCCCCGGAGAACAAGGAGCUGCUGGAUCACCUGGAGAACGGGGACAAAUGGGACAACAAGGUCUUCCAGGUUUUCCUGGUUCGCCAGGUAUGGCUGGACUUCCUGGAGCAAAGGGUGAUCGAGGAAUAAUGGGUAUUAAGGGUGAGCAAGGAAACGUAGGACCACAAGGAUCUGCUGGAGAACCAGGUCUACCAGGAAGAGAUGGUUUGACUGGAGGAAAAGGUGCUCGAGGUGAACCAGGGCUGCGUGGUGAAAUAGGAAUGAUUGGACCACCAGGCCGUCCAGGAGAUCCUGGAAUAGCGGGUCAACCGGGAAGUCAAGGUUUACCAGGAGCUCCAGGUUUUCCAGGAAUGAAAGGAAGUCCUGGUGAAAAUGGUAGAACCGGUGCACCUGGCUUGCAAGGACUGCAAGGAAUGCAAGGGCCUGAGGGUUCAAAGGGUGAAGCAGGUAGUGAAGGUCCAACAGGGCCACCUGGAAAUCCAGGACCCCCUGGUAACCAUGGUGAUCGAGGUAUUCCCGGACUACCAGGUCCACAAGGUAGCACUGGUGCCCAAGGAAAACGUGGACCACAAGGAGAGAGAGGAGAAACAGGAAAACCUGGUAAAGAAGGUGAAAUAGGACCGCAAGGACAAAUAGGACCCCAAGGACCACCUGGCCCAUCGGGAGAAUCUGGACCAGAGGGUCCACCAGGAAAACAAGGACCACCCGGUAUAGCUGGCCGAACAGGUGAUAAGGGUCCACAGGGUUUGACUGGUAGUCAAGGUAGCCCUGGUAACCCUGGUUUGCCUGGACCACCCGGUCAAAUUGGACAAAUAGGACCAAAUGGAGAAAGGGGACUUAAGGGUGAUACGGGAUCACAAGGUCCUGAGGGACAAAUUGGACCAAGAGGCAAAGCUGGCCCACCUGGUGCUGAAGGAAUGAAAGGAGAAAUGGGAGACUUUGGUCCAAAAGGUAUAAAAGGUCAUCGAGGAUUCCCUGGAUUGCAAGGACAAAUCGGUAGUCCCGGUUUGAAAGGAGACACUGGUAAUCCUGGUAUAGAAGGGCUACCAGGCAAACCUGGAGAGCCUGGUCCAAGAGGAUCUCCUGGAAGAGAUGGAAGCCCUGGUAUUCAAGGAUCAUCCGGUCCAGCUGGUAACAGAGGCUUCCCUGGAAACGAUGGCAAACCUGGUCCAGUUGGGCCAGCAGGUCCACCAGGUCCUCCUGGACCACCAGGUGAAUCAUUAGGAUAUGACGCUGCAGCUUUAGCUGCUCUUCUUCAACAAGGAACAACAAAAGGUCCCGAUUCCAUGGGAGACCAACCAUUCAACAUUCUUUCUGAAGGCAUUUCAGAUGAAGAACGUCAAGCCAUAAUAUUAAAAGCCUACGAACACGUUAAAGCAUCUUUUGAACGAAUCGUCAAACCAACUGGACAAAAAACAGCUCCUGCCAAGAGCUGCAGAGACUUAUUCGCAGCAUACCCAAGCUACACUUCUGGAAACUAUUGGAUUGACCCCAACGACGGUGACGCUCGUGAUGCCAUAUUGGUGUACUGCGAUGCCGAGAGGCGUGCUACCUGCAUCCUGCCACAACCAAAGGAAACAUCUACCAUCUCAUACACCGGUGGAGAUCGUGAGGUUUGGCUUGGUGAAGUUGAUGGUGGACUUAAAAUUUCCUACAAAGUAGAUUCAAACCAACUGGGCUUUAUUCAACUCCUGUCUGCUCAUGCCACUCAGAGUAUUACGUUCCAUUGUAAAAAGACGGUAGCCUUCUUCCACGAAGAGAAGAAUACAUUUAGGAAUGGAUUAAAACUGCUGUCCUGGAAUGACGCCGAACUAUCGCCAAAGGGACCCCAGAGAAUGCGUUAUGAAGCUGAAAUCGAUGAUUGCAAGCACCGAUCUGAUAAAUGGGCCAAAUCCAUUAUCACAUACACAACUGACAAAUCUCAAAGGUUGCCAAUUGUCGACAUUGCAGUACGUGAUGUCGGUGAAGCGGAUCAACAAUUCAAAGUUGAAAUUGGUCCAGCUUGCUUCUAUUAGUUUAUUUUUUCUUAAAUAUAUUAUAUGUAAUAAAUCUUAAAAACUAAACAAUUCGUACUUAUAUUAAGUUAUAUAUAUAAUUAUUGAUUACUUAAAAUAACAUUAAAUAUUACAACUAAAAGACUCUCCUAAUUUAAAGUACCAUAUUAAUAAAAUAAUACACUUUUAUAUUAAGUUAUAAUUUAAGGUAAAGUACACUUAAUUAGAUAUAAAUGAACUAUAAUUACCGUUGUUUAAAUAAGGUAAUAUUGAAGGUAUAUAAGUAAUAGUUGAAUACAAAAAUUAUAAAUACUUAUGUCAAGUUUAAAAUAAGAAUAUACUUUUUUUUGCUAAAUAUAUUUAGUUAAACUUAAAGAACUUGAAGAUGCAACGAAGGAUUUUGGGCUAAAAAGCGGCAAUAAACUAAAGCCAUUUAGAAAUCAUUGUAAAUGAUCUUUCAAUAAGAAGUUUCAUUUUGAACAA
Messenger RNA from Eupeodes corollae, 5388 nucleotides. Its product is annotated as collagen alpha-1(I) chain-like. Gene Ontology annotation, molecular function: extracellular matrix structural constituent. Bases 214 to 4926 code for a protein of 1570 amino acids. The record is from RefSeq and is a predicted model, not a curated record. The transcript has 10 exons. NCBI's taxonomy places the organism in Eukaryota, Metazoa, Arthropoda, Insecta, Diptera, Syrphidae.